Messenger RNA from Auanema sp. JU1783, 517 nucleotides. NCBI's taxonomy places the organism in Eukaryota, Metazoa, Nematoda, Chromadorea, Rhabditida, Rhabditidae. The record is from the annotation of a GenBank genome assembly.
GAUACGCAAAGUAAGCUGAAAUCUGCUAAGGAAGCUCACAAGGAAGUUACUGAAAAUGUGGAGAAGUAUUCCAAAUAUAAGCAGAAUGAGGAGGUUGAUUGUAUUGAAAUGGAGAAAACCGAGAAUUACGUAUGGAUUUGCAAGAAUAGUAGCCAAGUUUGUGUACCAUUCAGUUUAGAUAUUUUCUAUUCUUAUAUUAAUGAUCCAAGAAAACAACCUAAAUUUUCGAAAUGCCCCAAAUGUGGAUGUAUGAUGCUUCAUCACCGUAUUGACAAGGAGAAAAAGCCGGUGAAAAAAACCAAAAUAGUGGAAAAAAUUCUCCAUGAAAUGAAAAGUCUUUACGACGAAAAUACCAAUCAAGGUAUCCGUCUUGAGGGUGAGAUCACCAGGUGGAGUACUGAUAUUGAGGCACUAGAAGACAUUAUCAAGAAGAAAGAGAGUGAAAUUUGUGAAUGUUGUCACGAACUCAAGAAAAUCUGUUCGCAGUUCAACUUCGUGGAUGAGCUGAACAGUGUCA